GAAAAAUUCAAUCAAGUGCGGUGUCGUUACAAAGUAAUCGAUCGGUAUGUGCAUAUGAAGAUAUUGGCAGAAGUAAAGUUCGGGCAGGCUUCUUGUGCUUUUGGUGCAUCGGCAAAAAGUGAGCGUGAUACUGAGGGACAGUGAAGAUCGAAAAAGCGCGCUAUGUAUAAGUAUCUGAAAAGAGUAGAAUCACAAUCAUGCACAACUACUGCGUAGGGCAGAGCGUACUUUUCUCAAAUCGGACUUGGCUACCUCAGGUCAACACUGGAACUCAUAAGUGGUGCGCAUAGACAUUCCCGUGAGGCGCAACUUUUUUCUAUACCUAGAGAAUUUUUACUUGUGAGACGAGGAGCGACUGCGAUGGAUAUACUUACGUACCUUCAUGCUCUAUUGCUGUAUGGCCCUGGUGGCUAGUUUAUUUGUUUACUACGGCGUCGCAGUCGCGAUAGUCGCACUGAAAUCUGUAGAAAAUCGUGGCGUGUCCGAGGGAGCAACAUGACAAUACAUAGACACCCAAACAAGGUUACCUACCACGUCAACAGGGAGUUUUCCUCAGCACAAGCAUAAUUAAGACGCACGGCCCUCGAGGACCGGCAUAAAUAUGUCGACAGAAAGGGAGCUGGAACGGCGGCAGAUGCAGGAGCGAACCGCAUCGACCCGCCGGACGAUGAGUGAGCCCGGAGGUUCUCUUCUAGAUGGCGUCGCUCCUGCUUCGCAAUCCUCCUCGUCCCAACAUCAGGGACAGCAUCUGUUGCGCGGCUCCGCUGGAAGGACAGUUCUUUCACAGGGUGGAGUGAUUGUCGGUGCAUCAGGAGCGAGCGGCAGCAGUUCCGCUGACAAUACUCGAAGCAGAACAGCAGGCAGGACCACUCCGGCCUCGUCAAAAUUUUCCGUGCCCUACUAUGAAGGAACCGGUGCGAUUGCAGCAUCAGGAACUUCUUUCGGUAGCAGGAGUAGCUCCAGUGCUAGUAUGGAAACAGAUCAUGGAGAUGGAACGACAUCAGCGAGUGCAGCAGCUCGCGGCCUCCAGGUGGAGGAAAAUAGAAAUACAGGAUUGCAAAAAAGACAUCGUCGGGAAGAUCAACAUGAACAUAUCAUGCACCAGUUCCGGAACGGAAGAAAUCAAAAUCACGAGCAAUCCCUCCUGGUCUUCCACAAAUACUACCUAGAGGACGAUAUCAGCCAGUUGAUAAACGCGCAGAAACGGCUCCUGGUGGAGAAGAACUCUUUUUUAUCCGGGGGUUUGAUCGUGGGCCUGGUGAUCGGGUUUCUCUUUCUUUUCGCCGGCUUCCUCUGGACGCGGCGGUGGGUGAAGCAGAACGUAAUGGGCGAGACCAACAAGGACCUGUUCUUUCAGAUGUCGACCAAGCACGAGCGGCUGGCGGAAGCGAAUAAACACAUCCACCUGACUAUCGUGAUGAAAAACGUCCCCACACCAGAGUCAAGAUGGGGAUUUUGCAACACAAACCUAGGAGUUUUGGGAGUCACGCAUGACAAGUUUCAGUCCGUAAGGUAGUGCAAGUUAGCAAGGAAAGCCGCAUCACAAAUCGAUCUGCUGAUCCUGUUUACAGCAUUACAAGUUCCCAAACACGAUUGAAAAUACCUGUCAUGGGGUUGCGCAUCACAAAUGUUCCUGUCAUGGCAAAUCUGCAUGACAACUCUGGUGUGGGGACGUUUUUACUCAGGAUACUGACCCGGAAGACCGCGGAGAUGCACCACCCGACUUUGUAUCAACUGUAAAAAUGUCUGGGUCUGGAAGAAAAAGAAUGCAACUUGUGAUGCUGAAUUUGGAUUCCAAAAAAAUCUGUAUUGCAUGAGCAGCAAAGGGAAUGCGAUUUUUGCUACGCGGAGAGGGCAUUUGUCAUGCGGAAUAGGCAUCGCGAAGCCCUCAAAAAAUCUGUGAUGCUAGGGCAUGCAUCACAGACAUCAUGGCCAAUGCAAAACAUGCAUGACAAGUGUGUCAGACAUUUUUACAUUUGAUACUUUGGAGUCCUUAGACGGCAGUGUGUGGGAGGUAAAAGUGAUCGACCACUACAGAAAUUCGGGGCGAGUCACCCUACCGGAAGCUCCCGUGGAAUAUGACGACGAUAUGAGGCCUGUACUGUGACUGAUUGCAUUUUGAUGUUUUCGCUAUUUUGAUUGCAUUUCGACUUCCAUGUUCCACUCAGCUGCUGUUGAAUUGUUCACGAUAGUACUUUUUCGUCAUGGACGCUGCAGUAGGAGGUUUCUGUCUACACGAUCAUACUGUAGUCGCACCCGGUAAAUAAAAACCUCAGGUCGUCAGCAAGGCGUUUAGCGGGCACUACCGAUUUUCACUCACCUUCAACCUCGGGCACAUGUACAACAUCACCGGCCUCGGGUUCGACGAGACCGAUGGCACCAGUACGCUGCAGGGCUUCUAUGAGGAGACCAACGGCGUGAUGAUUUUCGAAGAGAAGUUUCAGCGCACGGACAGCAACACGCGGCAACCGAUGAAGGCCAUGGUGGAGUUGCUACUGCUCGGGCACGUGGGGCAAAGACGGUCCAUGAAGGGCAAGUCCGUUCCCACCACCAGAAUACCGCCCUGCAUCAUUGUCGGAGCCGACUGUUCCGACGGCGCCGAUACCUCUUUACCAAUUGCAGAGGAAUUUAGAUUGCCCGGUAUAUAGCUUUUAAGAAAUAAUAAAUCAUGGAAAACUUUCGUUGGAGUUCAGUGUUUUCGUUCUGUGUCGGACUAGAUGACGAGUACUUACAUAGAUACUGUGCCACACGCAUAGAAGCUUAAACCGCUCGUCCAAACAUUACUUAUCAGGCGACGACAGCACCGGGGGGUACAAGAAAAAGCGGAGCCGGGUAUAUUGAGAGGAAAAAUCCCCCCUCCCCAUAUCAAAACAAAAUUUCUGAUGCUGGAUUUGUGUACACAAAUCCGAGCUGUCUUGCUGGAGAGCACUGCAGGCCCAUAUCAAGUGUGAGUAGUAGAGAGGUUUUGGCCUAGGCACUUAGCAUGAAAAACGUCAGCGCUGUAGGCCCGACAGCAUGGCAAUCCGCCUGCACAAUGCGGCGGAGCCUGCGGAGUUGCCUUCUUGCAAGACAGACACGAUUUGUGACCACGUAUCAGCAUCACAAAUUUCCAAAUGGCAAUGGCAAUGUCGGUGCAUCACAAAUUUCCUACGCUGGACAAUGGCAAUGUCGGUGCGGUUGUUUUAGCAUCACAAAUUUCCAAAAAUAUACCUUUUCAGUAUGGGGAGGGGGGGACUUUUCCUUUUGAUAGGGUACCGGCGAAGCCCAUGGCGGGGUUGGUGCGGAAGAUGACGGGCGCGUUCGGUCUGGAGGUCAAGGAGAAGAAGCCGGGUUCCCCCACCAGCAGCCGGAAACUGGCCCCAGAGCCAACGAGCUUGAACCCCAACGAUAAGAGUCCGCGGGUGUCGGACGUUGGAAAAGGGAAGAAACCGGCGGCGAGCCCGCGCGGCGGAGUGGUUCACGACCCGCGGGACGACGAUUUUCUGGAGAAACUGAAGAAGCAGGAGGUCAGCGCGAUGAGGGUGCAGGCGGCCGCCCGUGGUCGACUCGCCAGGAAGAAAACCAGUCCGAUGCUGAAGGAGAGGCGCAAGGAGGGUUUGAAACAAGCCGGUUACGCCAUGCAGGGACGAUAGGCGGUUGUGGGCAGAGACCGGGAAGGCGAUCAUGAUCCUGUGGCUUACAUACUGCUUCUCCUUCUUAUUUUUCACUUGGCGAGUUUCGUGAGCCGGUUUUUGUUGACAAAGAAAAGCUGUGAAUAUACAGCCAAACGCGGGAUGAGCAUACUGUUUGUUUGGUUGUGAGUUUCUGAAAGUUCUUGUGGUUUUGAUGAAGAUGCUGAUUUCAAAUUAUAACGCAGCGUGACGUUUCUUGUUUCUUGAAACUGCAAUGAGUAGACCCGCUCAAUGGCACACAUAGCGACCCAUUCCGUUUCUCAAAAUGUACUUAGAUUUUUUGCCCAUUGCUCGCGAAGCUGGGUGCACGAACAAAGCAACAAGCCGCACAAGCGAAACAAGCACAGUACAGUAGUAAUGCGAACACAUCGACAUUUU
Messenger RNA from Amoebophrya sp. A120, 4049 nucleotides. The record is from the annotation of a GenBank genome assembly. NCBI's taxonomy places the organism in Eukaryota, Dinophyceae, Syndiniales, Amoebophryaceae.